GGCAUCAGUAUUUGACGAAGAGUGACAGAGGUAAGCUGCCAGUCAAUGUCUAAUUCUGUUCUUUAUUUAUAAAGAAAUAAUUGGUUUCUUGAAUAUAAAAUAAGCUUUUAUCUUAUGCUUGUUUUUCCGUAUUACAUUUGGAUUGUGUAUGCGAUGAAAAGAAAUUUAGCGGAGUAAAUGUUGCGCAUUUUGUUUAACUUGCGUAUAAUAAUAGAACAUGCCCUGUUUCAUAGACAACUUAGUCAAAGUUUCAAAAUUAUUAAAUUGUUCCAAGGUUACAAUUUCAUUUGUAAUGAAUUUGGAAAGAAUUGGAAAUGAACAUGCAAGAAAUAUCGUUCAAGGGAAAACCCCUUCAGAAUUGUCGAACUCACAACUUAUUGUUAAUGAGGAUAAACCGCCAGAAAGCUUCGAAGAUUCUCGACAACAACAACAACAACUUGGCAGUCAAGUUGAUGCUGGAGAUGCAUGUGAAUCAGACAAACUAGCAAUAUAUCGUCAUCCUCUUUUUCCGUUGCUUGCAAUGUUGCUUGAUAAAUGUGAAUGGGCUACUUGCAGCCAUGAAGGUCCAAACAGUCAAAUAUUUCAGAAUGAAAUUAGAUCAUUCUUGCUACAUCUUGGACAAGACGGGAAAUCUUUACUGUCAGGCAUUGAUGAUGUAGAUAGCUUGAUGGUUAAAGCAAUUCUAGUGUUAAAAAUUCAUCUUCUGGAGAUUGAGAAAGUAAAUGAACUUUGUAAAGACUUCUGUCAACGUUAUAUUGCAUGUCUAAAAGGAAAACUACAAACAGAAAAUAUGUUGGGUAUAUUUUCCUCAGGAUGUGAAGAUGUACUGACUGCAAUAUCAAAUGACUCCCAACUGAAUCAACUUCAAGGUAGUUUGGCUAUUCUUGGUCAAUCUUCGCCAAGUGUUUCAUGUGUUAAAACAUCAUCAUCAACACAAAAUUCCACAGAUGUUUCUAACUUGACUACAAUGACCAUGUCAACUGACAGUAAUCCAAGUGAUUCAACUAAUGUCUUUGGGUCAUUGGAUAUACCUUAUAAAUCCCCUAUCUCUGGGACAACAAAUUCUUGUCUUCGUACUGUACCACUGGCUUCCACAUCACCAUCACUUCCCAAUAAAAAGUCUAAACGAAGCAUAUUACCCAAACAUGCCACAAACACAAUGAAAGCUUGGUUGUUUCAGCACAUAGCUGUUUUUCUAAAGCAUCCAUAUCCCUCGGAAGAAGAGAAAAGGAUUUUAGCUCAUCAGACAGAUCUAUCUUUGUUACAAGUUAACAACUGGUUUAUCAAUGCUCGGCGAAGAAUCCUUCAACCAAUGCUUGAUUCUAGCAACUCAGACAACUCAUGUAGAACAAAAAAAACCAAGCCAAAUCAAGCACGUUUAGCACAAAGAUUUUGGCCUGAGUCGUUGGUUCAGACCAUACAAAAUGGUGUUACAAAUCCAAUUUUGUUGCAGCCAGUGCAACAAGCUGUGCACCUUAUAUCGACCAAUGAAUUGAAAGAUGAUGGUCUGCCAAUAACUGUUGUCUCAAAUAGCAAUCAAUUGGUUUCUACAGGAGUAUCUCUUCAAUAUGUUCAAUCAGACAAACUGUUAACAAUGUUGUCCUGUCCAACGCAAGCGUUGCAACAGACCGAUUUAGCAACAAAUGUUGUAGGAGGGAGUGGAAAAUCCAACAUCACUGUAACUGGUCAAAAUAUUUCAGCGUCUGUGGUAGACGUGUAAAAACAUAACCAAAAUAACUAUUUAUCAAGUUGUAAAAUGCAAAAUAGUUUUACAUGUUGUUAUGUUCGUGAGCUAAUUGCUCUCAACGAAAAUAGCAGGGCCGGUUGCUCAAAACCUGGAUAGCCUUGUUCAUUAAAUAGUAAUUUUUCAAACUUGUAAAAAAAUUGGUUAUAUUUCCAUUAUGAUUAUGAAACUUUGUGGUUCUAGAACUAUUGUAUUUCAAUGAAUGUUCAGUUCAAAUUGUACAUUUUCAUUUUUAACCAAUUCUUGAAGAGUUCAAAACAUUGCUAUCCAGUCUUCGUGUAACUGUCCCCGAGAACAUACCUAAAUGCAACGCUAAUAGCAGAGAUGAGAUCUAGGGAAAAGAUCGUGUAGAAUUAACAUGAACAAAUCGCUUGUUUGGUGAACGUAAAGGAAAAAGGCAAUCUACAAGAAUGGACUACAAUAAGCUCAAAACGGAUCGGAUGAACUUCAAAGAAAAAUCAACAAUCUUAUUACAACUUGUUUUUGCUAAUUACAUUUUUGAAAUUGAAAUUACCUUUUAAAAAAAAUUUGCAUCAUAGUUUUUAACUUGUUUUUUGCUGUGAUUUUGGGCCUUUAGUAUCCUCGGCGAAAGCCGGAUACACCAACGAUUGCAAAGAUUACGGCAUUAAAAAAAUUUCAUUCUCAAAAGUCGAGCGCUUUUGACUAAAGAUAAGCGUGUCGGUAAAAAACUUCUCUUAAAUUGCAAAUGUUACAAAAAAUAAAUUAAAAUGGGUCAAUAUUGCCCGGACAAUUUCUCAA
Molecule: messenger RNA, 2503 nt
Organism: Xenia sp. Carnegie-2017
Lineage: Eukaryota; Metazoa; Cnidaria; Anthozoa; Malacalcyonacea; Xeniidae
Product: homeobox protein PKNOX1-like
Exons: 5
Coding region: 218-1720 (500 amino acids)
Biological process (GO): regulation of transcription by RNA polymerase II
Molecular function (GO): DNA-binding transcription factor activity, RNA polymerase II-specific; RNA polymerase II cis-regulatory region sequence-specific DNA binding
Source: RefSeq, a predicted model, not a curated record